AUGUCAGGACUCGACUACCAAUAUGAAAGACCAAUUCACCCAAUUACAAUACUUGACUACCAAUAUGAAAGACCAAUUCACCCAAUCUCAGAAUCCGACUACCAAAAUGAAAGACCAAUUCACCCAAUCUCAAUACUCGACUACCAAUAUGAAAGGCCAAUUCAGCCAAUCUCAAUACUCGACUACCAAUACGAAAGACCAAUUCACCCAAUCUCAAUACUCGACUACCAAUAUGCAAGACCAAUUCACCCAAUCUCAGAAUUCGACUACCAAAAUGAAAGACCAUUUCACCCAAUCUCAAUACUCGACUACCAAUAUGAAAGACCAAUUCACCCAAUCUCAGUACUCGACUACCAAUAUGAAAGACCAAUUCACCCAAUCUCAGUACCCGACUACCAAUAUGAAAGACCAAUUCACCCAAUCUCAAUACUCGACUACCAAUAUGAAAUACCAAUUCAUCCAAUCUCAGAAUCCGACUACCAAUAUGAAAGACCAAUUCACCCAAUCUCAGUACCCGACUACCAAUAUGAAAGACCAAUUCACCCAAUCUCAAUACUCGACUACCAAUAUGAAAGGCCAAUUCAGCCAAUCUCAAUACUCGACUACCAAUACGAAAGACCAAUUCACCCAAUCUCAAUACUCGACUACCAAUAUGCAAGACCAAUUCACCCAAUCUCAGAAUCCGACUACCAAAAUGAAAGACCAUUUCACCCAAUCUCAAUACUCGACUACCAAUAUGAAAGACCAAUUCACCCAAUCUCAGUACUCGACUACCAAUAUGAAAGACCAAUUCACCCAAUCUCAGUACCCGACUACCAAUAUGAAAGACCAAUUCACCCAAUCUCAAUACUCGACUACCAAUAUGAAAUACCAAUUCAUCCAAUCUCAGAAUCCGACUACCAAUAUGAAAGACCAAUUCACCCAAUCUCAGUACCCGACUACCAAUAUGAAAGACCAAUUCACCCAAUCUCAAUACUCGACUACCAAUAUGAAAUACCAAUUCAUCCAAUCUCAGAAUCCGACUACCAAUAUGAAAGACCAAUUCACCCAAUCUCAGUACUCGACUACCAAUAUGAAAGACCAAUUCACCCAAUCUCAGUACUCGACUACCAAUAUGAAAGACCAAUUCACCCAAUCUCAAUACUCGACUACCAAUAUGAAAUACCAAUUCAUCCAAUCUCAGAAUCCGACUACCAAUAUGAAAGACCAAUUCACCCAAUUUCAGAACCCGACUACCAACAUGAAAGACCAAUUCACCCAAUACCCGACUACCAAUAUGAAAGACUAAUUCACCCAAUCUCAGCCGGCGGUGUCUGGUCUCCUAAUUCCCCAAAUAGCCCGCUGUCUAGAAUUCUGAUGCUGUCUAGAAUUCUAAUGCUGUCUAGAAUUCUGAUGCUGUCUAGAAAUUCUGAUGCUGUCUAG
This is a messenger RNA of Gigantopelta aegis, 1422 nucleotides long. RefSeq names its product early nodulin-75-like. The transcript has a single exon. Lineage: Eukaryota; Metazoa; Mollusca; Gastropoda; Neomphalida; Peltospiridae. The coding region runs from base 1 to 1422 and encodes 473 amino acids. The record is from RefSeq and is a predicted model, not a curated record.